Sclerotinia trifoliorum is the source of this 1906-nucleotide messenger RNA. The record is from the annotation of a GenBank genome assembly. NCBI's taxonomy places the organism in Eukaryota, Fungi, Ascomycota, Leotiomycetes, Helotiales, Sclerotiniaceae.
CAGUCUGGCUGGGUAAGUCCAAGCCAACACAAGCAUAAUCUUGAUAAUCAACUUACUUACCUACUACUCACACUGCCUUCUGCUCACUACAUAUAUUUGUGGAUAAGUGACUGCAUCCUUCUUUUUGCCUACUGACCUUUUCAUAUUUGGUUAUGACUUAGAAUUGUUUCCUAAGCGACAAUGUUGCUUCGCCAAAAUUCUACUUUGCAAGAAAUCGCAGGUUGUAUCAACUGUCAUUCCCCAAUAUUAGUUUUCUGUGGCGCAAAUCGGAGGUGAUUAAACUCCUGAAACUUUGGCAAUAUGCCCGGUCUGCCAUGUAAGAUUACAACGACCUUGCUGCUAACGAGGGCACACACUUAUAUAUAACUAUAGCUUCUGUCGAUCUCGACCGAUGUAUAGAAAGUCUCUACAAGAAAAAUCUCCUCGCCGAGUCCGUUAUCGAAGCAAUAUGCGCGAAGACGAAGGAGUUAUUAAUGCAGGAGAGUAAUGUGGUUCAUGUGCUAGCACCCGUCACUGUGGUGGGAGAUAUACAUGGUCAAUUUUUUGAUUUGAUAGAGAUAUUCAAAAUUGGGGGAUUCUGCCCAGAUACAAAUUACUUGUUUCUAGGUAUGCCCCGCAUUCUGACUUCGCACAUAUGUCCGCAAUGCUAAUAUACGGCCAAUUUAAUAGGUGACUAUGUGGACAGAGGCAUGUUCAGCGUCGAAACGAUUUCUCUCCUUGUCUGUCUUAAACUACGAUACCCGCAUCGCGUUCAUUUAAUACGAGGAAAUCAUGAAUCGAGAGGAGUCACUCAGUCGUACGGCUUCUAUACGGAGUGCUCCAGGAAGUAUGGGAAUGCGAAUGUAUGGCAUCACUUUACGGAUAUGUUUGAUUUUCUUACAUUGAGUGUGGUGAUCAAUGAUCAAAUAUUUUGUGUUCAUGGAGGUAUGGUCCUCCGCCAACUUGCUCUACUCCGCUCUAUGCAGCUAGAGAUUCCCUAUUCCGAGAGUCUGCGCCCAUACUGACAUUUAUCUGCAGGUCUCUCUCCCUCGAUACACUCUAUCGACCAAAUAAAAAUCAUAGACCGUUUCCGCGAGAUCCCUCACGAAGGACCCAUGGCCGACCUAGUUUGGUCUGACCCCGACCCAGAGCGCGACGAAUUCUCCCUCUCACCCCGCGGCGCUGGUUACACAUUCGGCGCGCAAGUUGUGAAGAAAUUCCUCGAAGUAAACAAAAUGUCGCACAUAUUACGCGCCCAUCAACUCUGCCAAGAAGGCUAUCAGGUUCUCUAUGACGAUCGGUUAAGUACCGUGUGGAGCGCUCCCAAUUACUGUUACCGAUGCGGGAACAUGGCAAGUGUCCUGGAAGUCAGUGAUACGGGGGAGAGGUUCUUCAACGUAUUUGCGGCCGCGCCAGAAAAUGAUCAGCAUAAAGGUGAAAUGCAGCAAGCAGGGCAGGACAAAACGGCUGAUGGUAGUACGCUGCCAGAUUACUUUCUGUGAUUCAAUUCGGAAGCCGAUCAUAGACACUAAAUCCUGUUUUUUCUUUCGACACGCCACUACUCGAGAUCAUGGAAGGAAUCAUUAAAACUCUUCGGAGAACAGCUAGUCCGGAGAUUUUGAGGAACGGCGAUCCGCUGUAGUGUCAAGCUAUUAUCUUAAAUCCGCCCAGUUUUCAUGCCAAAAAGUUGAUGCGGAAAGUAGUCACGCGAUACUACGCUGCAGGAUUACUUCUAGCUAUAUGCCAAGAAACUGCACUACACGAACUGGGCUGUAAUCAUGAUAUAAUGUAUGCCACUUUACACCUAUGGAUUGUGUUUUUGUAAAAUCACAUUUCAUAGGAAUAGGACAAGAUGGGUCGAUGAGGGCAAAAGCACAAAACCAGUUAUGUGCCUUGAUUUUCUUCAUCCCAUCCAAAAUAAAUCAGA